UUAACUUUGCAAACUUUUUUGUUAAAAAUUAAGACACACACACACACACACAAACACACAAACACACACACUGGCCUAGUCCUACACAGAGUCAGGAUCAUCAAGAUGUCAUUAGGCAAUAGGAUUUUUUCAGCCCUAUUAUAAUCUUAUGGGACCACCAUCAUAUAUGUGGCCCAUCAUUGGCUGAAAUGUCAGUAUGUAGCACAUGACUGCACAUGAAAGAUAUCUGGCCAUGUAAAUCAGAGGACAAACCCAUAUCCUUGUACCAAACAUCACUGUGGACAAUAUUACAAAAUCUCAAUGUACGCUUUUUUGAAAUAUGUUCAACCAGACGUUUUCUUUCCCACUGGUUUUUCUCAGUUGGUAUUUGGAGUUGUUAUUGUUUCUGUAAACCAUUUAAUUGCAAUAAUUCUUAAAAUUUAAAUUUGACCUUUAUGACAGUGACCAUGGAUUUUGAGUAUUCCGGGAAGUAAAUUAUGCCUAUAAUAGAGUGGGCAUGUGGUGUAUCCAUACAAAUAACUUUAUUUUAAUGAAAUACUACAAAGCCCUGGCUUUAGAUUACAAUUAAUGACAAAGCCUACCAGAUUUUAUGAUUUGAAUACACAUGUAAAAGCAAUACAUAUUGAGGCUGGUACUUUGUGAAUUGACUUACAAUAUUGUGAACAUAUUCCAUGAAGGUAUAAAAUUGCAGGAAAAAUGAGUUUAUUAAUGGAAAUUAGGCUAGAUCCUAAUUAUUACCUGUGAAUAGUGUCAUCAUUUGAAGUUUUUAUUGCAUUUUAACACAUGGCUUAUCUUGAUGAGAAAAUAUAUAGCAAAGGGUAAAUGUAGCAAUUUUCCUUUUACUAUUCCCUCCGCUAAGCCAUUAUUGCUUGAUGUUAUUUUUCAGCAGCCUUUCAUUUUUGUCCCAAAUGUUUUUGCCUCUGGCUGGUUUUAUUUCUUUAAAAUGUAUGUGUAUCACUUCUCAAAAUGAUACAUUUUGACAGGUAAUCGAUAUUUUUUCAUACUAGAUUUGAUGGUAUGAUGGUCAUAAUCCUCAUUUUAGACUUAGUUAAUGGUGGAACACUCACUUAGAUUUUAUCUCAGAAUAUUCCUUUGUUAAGAAACAUACUUUUCGUCCUUAGCCAGAUUCCCGUUUGUCACUCCCACCACCUCCCAAACACCUCGAGCUGCAGAGUGCCUAAGAUGCACGCACGUCAGCUGACAUUUUGACAGUGUGUCCUCGAAAUGUCUUCUGAUAGUGCUUCCAACAAGCUUACGCGAUUGGUCACAGAAAAGAUACUUCUGGGCUCUCUCUCUACCUGUUUUGUUUUGUUCUCCUGAUGACCUAAUUUGUGUUACAAGGGGGAAAUUGGUUUGUCCCCCCAUGACCCCUCCAUCCCCCAUCUCUUUCUCUGUAAUGGGAACUUGGUGUCCUUCUCUAGACCCCGGUUUUUCUAGAAGGACCAGCACAAUGAAGAUGGUGGUCCUCAGAGUAGAAGUGUAUGUGUGUACACCAUGCUUGACUUUUGCUUAUAAAAAUUGAGCUUCUUGGGUCAAGAUAUUUUCCAAAAUCAGUCAGGACUUCCUUUUGCGUCUGUGGGCAGAUAGCAGUGACACUGUAAGUUGGUAAAUAUAUUUGGAGCUGCUGCCAAGGCUUUGUCUAAAACAACUCUUGACAUUCAGGGAACUUUUUGUGCUCCUCUCUCAGGAGGGUGACUUGAGGGAGAAAGCAGGCAACAACUAUCAUUCCCUUUGUUUUCACUGAAGAGCCAGAUUUUUUCUUUGCAGGAACAGAUUCAAGUGCAGGUGAGCCUGUGAAGGUUGGGGUCUGUUUUCCACCAGCAUUACAGAUUGCCAAAAGAUAUAACAAGGCUGUCCCUUUCUCCCUCUCUUAGGUGGUUUUUGUUUAUUUUGUCCUCUGAUUUAAACAAAAAACAUAGUUUUAAAAAUCUUUUUAAAAAAUUCAUUUGUGCUAGAAUUUGUUGAUACACUUUGACUUGAAGAACGACUAGUUUUUGUGCUGUGUUUUGCAUUAGAGAUGAUAUUUCUCCUCCACAUAUAAGCAAGAGCUAAAAUCUCUCUGGGGCUUUCUUCCUUAAGUGGUAUGAAAUGAACAUGCCUAAGUGGAAAAAUACCCUGACACCUUUCUCUGCUAGGUGUGGCAUUUCUUGACAGGCUUCUCUUUGUAUGUCUGGAGAUGUACGCAAAGACCUUUUGGGAACAUAAAAUGCAAUUAAUUUUCCUCAGUGGUUAGAUUCAUAAAUCCCUGAGCUAUUUUUAAUGACAUAAUCUAAUCAAUUCAUAGCAAGCCUAAUAGUGUGUUGACAGACAGAAAGAGAUGGAAAACGAGUGGAAUAGCAGGUGAAUGGGUAGGGAACCGCUAGACACUUCCUUCCCCUCUCCCACAUUUAAACAUCACUAGAUAACUGGGUUAAGUAAAAUCCAGGAGUUAGUGAUUUAAAAAAAUGUUUAUACCUGUCUUCCUAACUUUCAAGAAAAAUAAUUAUUCUGAUGGAUACAGUGAAAGAGGUAGUUCUUAGACAAAGUACAGUUAGUCCUUGUAUCUCUCUCAGGAUCAAACUAUUCUCUCAAUUUACAUAUCUUUAGAAUAGACACCAAGGAGGAAUAAUUUAUUGUAAAUUGGUAGUGUCGUAUGUUGUUACUCCUGUGCCAUGCCAGUAAUGAAAACUUAAUAUUCAUCUCUUGGUUGCUUUCAAUUGAAAUAAGAUGAGGAUGAGCGGAGUAAACAAGCUGAAACAGACUGUGAAAUUGCACAUGAUGGGAAUUUUUUUUUUUUUUUAGCUGCUUAUAGACUAUACAUAGGUUAAAUAUUCCAACUAAUGAUGGCUCUUAGAAUCCUCCCCCACCCCCCAUUUUUACAUUUUGAUCAGGUAUCAGCAGAACUAAGUUAUUAUCAUGAGGGAAAUUAAAAUCUAAACUGUUUCUGUCUUUGGGUUAGGAAUUGACUGGCAGGUAUUUAUGUAAUGAAUGGGCUUUCACGCUGGGAGGUGUAAAGGGUUCGGUGGCUGGAGAGCAGCUGCCUUGAGCCCUCCGUUUUCGGGUUUGCAGGCAGCAUGUGUGUUCUGCUACAUUUUUGUUUUCUUUGAUGCCUUCAGAAGAGAUGAGCGCCAGGCAUAGUGGUGCUGCUUGGCUGACCAGCUGUGCCCUAGUUUUUCACCAUCCCAAUCAGCGGCUGUCUUUUACAGAGGUGUCUGUCACCGCUGAUUUACUUAGCCACUGUGACCUUAUAGUUGCUUCAGAUGGGGCUUGACCCAAAGCUACUGCCAAAAGCCAUUUAGUGGUCUCCUGGAAUACUACAGCCAGCAUUUUGAAGAAGAGAAAACAAGGAUCUCACAAUUUCCUGUCUAAUAGCAAGAGUCUCCCCUGCCUGGAUAAAUGCAUUAGGUGUCUGAGCCCACUUGCUGCUCUCUCCCACCGAACUGCAAGCAUCCGUGAUCUCUGAAGUUGCUGGAGUGAAUAACUAAGCUGGACCAGCUGACUCUGGGCUCCAAUCAGCUAGAGCGUGAUGUAAGUGUUUAGCAGCUGCCGGGCUCUGAAUUAGCGUGCCGAAGUAGAGGUAGUACAGCAUGGCUAGACUGUUGUGAGAGGCUCAGAGAAAGCAGAGGGUGAGAUGGAUGAGUCCAGCAUUCUAAGACGAAGAGGGCUCCAGGAAGGGCAGCCUCCGAAGAGCCAUUUCAACUCAGCCCGACAUCGCCAGAGACUAGUGGACCCAGCUACUUCAAAAAAGGAGCUGAGUCUCCCCAGAAGAGGAAGUUUGAUAGAUUCCCAGAAGUGGAAUUGCUUGGUCAAACGUUGCCGAACAAGCAACCGGAAAAGCCUAAUAGGCAAUGGGCAGUCACCAGCAUUGCCUCGACCACACUCACCUCUCUCUGCUCAUGCAGGAAAUAGCCCUCAAGAUAGUCCAAGAAAUUUCUCCCCCAGUGCCUCAGCCCAUUUUUCAUUUGCACGGAGAAAUGACAGGACUGAUGGACGCCGCUGGUCGUUGGCUUCUCUCCCUUCCUCUGGCUAUGGGACAAACACACCCAGCUCUACGGUCUCUUCAUCCUGUUCCUCCCAGGAGAAGUUGCAUCAGUUACCAUACCAACCAACACCGGACGAGUUACACUUCUUGUCGAAACAUUUCUGUACCACCGAAAGCAUCGCCACUGAGAACAGAUGCAGGAACACGCCGAUGCGCCCCCGUUCCCGAAGUCUGAGCCCUGGACGUUCUCCCGCCUGCUGUGACCAUGAAAUAAUUAUGAUGAACCAUGUCUACAAAGAAAGGUUCCCAAAGGCUACAGCUCAGAUGGAAGAACGUCUAAAGGAAAUUAUCACCAGCUACUCUCCUGACAAUGUUCUACCCCUAGCAGAUGGAGUGCUUAGUUUCACUCACCACCAGAUUAUUGAACUGGCUCGAGAUUGCUUGGAUAAAUCCCACCAGGGCCUCAUCACCUCACGAUACUUCCUUGAAUUACAGCACAAAUUAGAUAAGUUGCUACAGGAGGCUCAUGAUCGUUCAGAAAGUGGAGAACUGGCAUUUAUUAAACAACUAGUUCGAAAGAUUCUAAUUGUUAUUGCCCGCCCUGCUCGGUUAUUAGAGUGCCUGGAAUUUGAUCCGGAAGAAUUUUACUACCUAUUGGAAGCAGCAGAAGGCCAUGCCAAAGAAGGACAGGGUAUUAAAACUGACAUUCCCAGGUACAUCAUUAGCCAACUGGGACUCAAUAAGGAUCCCUUGGAAGAAAUGGCUCAAUUGGGAAACUACGACAGUGGGACAGCAGAAACUCCAGAAACAGAUGAAUCAGUGAGUAGCUCUAAUGCCUCCCUGAAACUUCGAAGGAAACCUCGGGAAAGUGAUUUUGAAACGAUUAAAUUGAUUAGCAAUGGAGCUUAUGGGGCAGUCUACUUUGUUCGGCAUAAAGAAUCCCGGCAGAGGUUUGCCAUGAAGAAGAUUAAUAAACAGAACCUCAUCCUUCGAAACCAGAUCCAGCAGGCCUUUGUGGAGCGGGAUAUCCUGACUUUUGCAGAAAACCCCUUUGUUGUCAGCAUGUAUUGCUCCUUUGAAACAAGGCGCCACUUGUGCAUGGUCAUGGAAUAUGUGGAAGGGGGAGACUGUGCUACUUUAAUGAAAAACAUGGGUCCUCUCCCUGUUGAUAUGGCCAGAAUGUACUUUGCUGAGACGGUCUUGGCCUUGGAAUAUUUACAUAAUUAUGGAAUUGUACACAGGGAUUUGAAACCAGACAACUUGUUGGUUACCUCCAUGGGGCACAUAAAGCUGACAGAUUUUGGAUUAUCUAAGGUGGGACUAAUGAGCAUGACUACCAACCUUUAUGAGGGUCAUAUUGAGAAGGAUGCUCGAGAGUUCCUGGAUAAACAGGUCUGCGGCACACCUGAAUACAUUGCACCAGAAGUGAUUCUGAGGCAGGGUUAUGGAAAGCCGGUGGAUUGGUGGGCCAUGGGGAUUAUCCUCUAUGAAUUUCUGGUUGGAUGCGUGCCCUUCUUUGGGGAUACUCCAGAAGAGCUAUUUGGACAAGUCAUCAGUGAUGAGAUCAACUGGCCCGAGAAGGAUGAGGCACCCCCACCUGAUGCCCAGGAUCUGAUUACCUUACUCCUCAGGCAGAAUCCCCUGGAGAGGCUGGGAACAGGUGGUGCAUAUGAAGUCAAACAGCAUCGAUUCUUCCGUUCUUUAGACUGGAACAGUUUACUGAGACAGAAGGCAGAAUUUAUUCCCCAACUGGAAUCUGAGGAUGACACAAGUUAUUUUGAUACUCGGUCUGAGAAGUAUCAUCAUAUGGAAACGGAGGAAGAAGACGACACAAAUGAUGAAGAUUUUAAUGUGGAAAUAAGGCAGUUUUCUUCAUGUUCACAUAGGUUUUCAAAAGUUUUCAGCAGUAUAGAUCGAAUCACUCAGAAUUCAGCAGAAGAGAAGGAAGACUCUGGGGACAAAACCAAAAGCACAACCUUGCCAUCCACAGAAACACUGAGCUGGAGUUCAGAAUAUUCUGAAAUGCAACAGCUAUCAACAUCCAACUCUUCAGAUACUGAAAGCAACAGACAUAAACUCAGUUCUGGCCUACUUCCCAAACUGGCUAUUUCAACAGAGGGAGAACAAGAUGAAGCUGCCUCCCGCUCUGGAGACCCCCAUGAGGAGCCAGGAAAGCCAGCCCUUCCCCCUGAAGAGAGUGCCCAGGAGGAGCCCGAGGUCACCACUCCAGCCAGCACCAUCAGCAGCUCCACCCUGUCAGUUGGCAGUUUUUCAGAGCACUUGGAUCAGAUAAAUGGACGAAGCGAGUGUGUGGACAGUACAGAUAAUUCCUCAAAGCCAUCCAGUGAACCCGCUUCUCACAUGGCUCGGCAGCGAUUAGAAAGCACAGAAAAAAAGAAAAUCUCUGGGAAAGUCACAAAGUCCCUCUCUGCCAGUGCUCUGUCCCUCAUGAUCCCAGGAGAUAUGUUUGCUGUUUCCCCUCUGGGAAGUCCAAUGUCUCCCCAUUCCCUGUCCUCGGACCCUUCCUCUUCACGAGAUUCCUCUCCCAGCCGAGAUUCCUCAGCAGCUUCUGCCAGUCCACAUCAGCCGAUUGUGAUCCACAGUUCAGGGAAGAACUACGGCUUUACCAUCCGAGCCAUCCGGGUGUAUGUGGGAGACAGUGACAUCUAUACAGUGCACCAUAUCGUCUGGAACGUAGAAGAAGGAAGUCCAGCGUGCCAGGCAGGACUGAAGGCUGGAGACCUUAUCACACACAUCAAUGGAGAACCGGUGCAUGGACUCGUCCACACAGAAGUUAUAGAGCUCCUACUGAAGAGUGGGAGUAAGGUGUCAAUCACUACUACCCCAUUUGAAAACACAUCCAUCAAAACUGGACCAGCCAGGAGAAACAGCUAUAAGAGCCGGAUGGUGAGGCGGAGCAAGAAAUCCAAGAAGAAGGAAAGUCUCGAAAGGAGGAGAUCUCUUUUCAAAAAGCUAGCCAAGCAGCCUUCUCCUUUACUCCACACCAGCCGAAGUUUCUCCUGCUUGAACAGAUCCCUGUCGUCGGGCGAGAGCCUCCCAGGUUCCCCCACUCAUAGCUUGUCUCCCCGGUCUCCAACACCAAGCUACCGCUCCACCCCUGACUUCCCAUCUGGUACUAAUUCCUCCCAGAGCAGCUCCCCUAGUUCUAGUGCCCCUAAUUCUCCGGCAGGGUCCGGGCACAUCCGGCCCAGCACUCUCCACGGUCUGGCACCCAAACUUGGCGGGCAGCGGUACCGGUCCGGAAGGCGAAAGUCGGCUGGCAACAUCCCACUGUCCCCGCUGGCCCGGACGCCCUCUCCAACCCCGCAACCCACCUCCCCGCAGCGGUCACCAUCCCCUCUUCUGGGACACUCACUGGGCAAUUCCAAGAUCGCGCAAGCCUUUCCCAGCAAGAUGCACUCCCCGCCCACCAUCGUCAGACACAUCGUGAGGCCCAAGAGUGCGGAGCCGCCCAGGUCCCCGCUGCUCAAGCGCGUGCAGUCCGAGGAGAAGCUGUCGCCCUCUUACGGCAGUGACAAGAAACACCUGUGCUCCCGCAAGCAUAGCUUGGAGGUGACCCAAGAGGAGGUACAGCGGGAGCAGUCCCAGCGGGAGGCGCAGCUGCAGAGCCUGGAUGAGAACGUGUGCGACGCGCCGCCACUGAGCCGCGCCCGGCCCGUGGAGCAAGGCUGCCUGAAACGCCCGGUCUCCCGGAAGCUGGGCCGCCAGGAGUCUGUGGAUGACCUGGACCGCGACAAGCUGAAGGCCAAGGUGGUGGUGAAGAAGCCAGAUGGCUUCCCAGAGAAACAGGAAUCCCACCAGAAAUCCCAUGGACCCGGGAGUGAUUUGGAAAACCUUGCUCUGUUUAAGCUGGAAGAGAGAGAGAAGAAAAUCUAUCCGAAGGCUGUGGAAAGGUCAAGUCUCUUUGAAAACAAAGCGGCUAUGCAGGAGGCGCCACCGCUGGGCAGCCUGCUGAAGGACGCUCUUCACAAGCAGGCCAGCGUGCGUGCCAGCGAGGGUGCGACCUCGGAUGGCCCGGUGCCUGUGGAGCACGGCCAGGGUGGCGGGGACUUCAGACGGGCCCCUGCUCCUGGCAUCCUCCAGGAUGGUCUUUGCCACUCCCUCGACAGGGGCAUCUCCGGGAAGGGGGAAGGCACGGAGAAGGCCCCCCAGGCCAAGGAGCUUCUCCGAUGUGAGAAGUUAGACAGCAAGCUGGCCAACAUCGAUUACCUCCGAAAGAAAAUGUCACUUGAGGACAAAGAGGACAACCUCUGCCCUGUGCUGAAGCCCAAGAUGACAGCUAGCACCCACGAAUGCCUGCCAGGGAACCCCGUCCGACCCAUGGGUGGGCAGCAGGAGCCCCCACCAGCUUCUGAGAGCCGAGCUUUUGUUGGCAGCACCCAUGCAGCUCAGAUGAGUGCCGUCUCUUUCGUUCCCCUCAAGGCCUUAACAGGCCGGGUGGACAGUGGAACGGAGAAGCCUGGCUUGGUUGCUCCUGAGUCCCCUGUUAGGAAGAGCCCCUCCGAGUAUAAGCUGGAAGGUAGGUCUGUCUCAUGCCUGAAGCCGAUUGAGGGCACUCUGGACAUUGCUCUCCUGUCCGGACCUCAGGCCUCCAAGACAGAACUGCUUUCCCCGGAGUCUGCACAGAGCCCUAGCCCAAGUGGUGACGUGAAGCCCUCUGUGCCACCAGCUCUCCCCAACAGCAGUGGGAAAAGGAGUGAUACCACCAGUGCGAGAGAGCUUUCUCCUUCCAGCUUAAAGAUGAAUAAAUCCUACCUGCUCGAGCCUCGGUUCCUGCCCCCCAGCCGGGGUCUCCAGAAUUCACCAGCAGUUUCCCUGCCUGACCCAGAGUUAAAGAGGGACAGGAAAGGUCCCCAUCCUACUGCCAGGAGCCCCGCAACAGUCAUGGAAAGCAAUCCCCAACAGAGAGAGAGCAGCUCCCCCAGAUGCCAAGACCACACCACCGACCCCAAGCUUCUGACCUGCCUAGGGCAGAACCUCCACAGCAUUGACCUGGCCAGGCCACGCUGCCCGCUCCCACCUGAAGCUUCCCCCUCAAGGGAGAAGCCAGGCCUGAGGGAAUCGUCUGAAAGAGGCCCUUCCACAGUCAGAAGCGAGCGCUCUGCUGCGAGGACUGACAUACGCAGAGAGCCCUCCAUGGAACUGUGCUCUUCAGAAACUGUGAAAACCAGUGACAACUCCAAAAACCUCCUCUCUCUGGGCAGGACCCACCCAGAUUUCUAUACACAGACCCAGGCCAUGGAGAAAGCAUGGGCGCCGGGUGGGAAAACGAACCACAAAGAUGGCCCAGAUGAAGCGAGGCCCCCGCCCAGAGAUGACAACUCUCUGCACUCAGCUGGAAUUCCCUGUGAGAAGGAGCUAGGCAAGGUGAGGCGUGGCGUGGAACCCAAGCCCGAAGCCCUUCCUGCCAGGCGGUCUCUGCAGCCACCUGGAAUUGAGAGUGAGAAGAGUGAAAAGCUCUCCAGUUUCCCAUCUUUGCAGAAAGAUGGUGCCAAGGAACCUGAAAGGAAGGAGCAGCCUCUACAAAGGCAUCCCGGCAGUAUCCCUCCGCCCCCUCUGACCUCCAAAGACCUGCCCAGCCCGGCUGCCAGGCAGCAUUGCAGUUCCCCAAGCCACACUUCUGGCAGAGAGCCGGGGGCCAAGCCCAGCACUGCAGAGCCCAGCCCGAGCCCCCAGGACCCUCCCAAGCCUGUUCCUGCGCACAGUGAAAAUAGCAGCCACAAGCCCCGGCCUGGCCCUGACCCGGGCCCUCCAAAGUCUAAGCACCCCGACCGGUCCCUCUCCUCUCAGAAGCCAAGUGUUGGGGCCACAAAGGGCAAAGAGCCUGCCACUCAGUCCCUCGGCGGCGGUAGCAGAGAAGGGAAGGGCCACAGUAAGAGUGGGCUGGAUGUGUUUCCUGCCACCCCAGGCUCCCAGAACAAAGCCAGCGAUGGAAUUGGCCAGGGACAAAGUGGGCCCUCUGUCCCACUGCACACUGACAGGGGUCCUCUAGACACCAAGCCACAAUCCACCAGUGGUGGGCGGCCCCUCGAGGUGCUGGAGAAGCCCGUGCAUUUGCCAAGGUCGGGACACCCAGGGCCUAGUGAGCCAGCGGACCAGAAACUGUCCACUGUCGGUGAAAAGCAAACCCUGUCUCCAAAGCACUCCAAACCAUCCACUGUGAAAGACUGCCCCACCCUGAGCAAACAGACAGACAACAGACAGACAGACAAAAGCCUGAGUCAGCCGGCCGCCACCACCGACAGAAGGGCGGAAGGGAAGAAAUGCACCGAAGCACUUUAUGCUCCCGCAGAGGGCGACAAGCUCAAGGCCGACCUUUCCUUUGCGCAAAGCGAGGCCCGGUUGAAAGGCGCGGAGCGGCCAGCCGCGGCGGUGGGAAAGGGCUUCCCUGAGGCCAGAGGGAAAGGGUCCGGUCCCCAGAAGCCACCCACGGAGGCAGACAAGCCCAGCGGCAUGAAACGCUCCCCCUCAGCCACCGGGCAGAGUUCUUUCCGAUCCACGGCCCUCCCUGAAAAGUCUCUGAGCUGCUCCUCCAGCUUCCCUGAAACCAGGACCGGAGUUAGAGAGGCCUCUACAGCCAGCAGCGACAUCUCUUCUGCCAAGGCUGCCGGGGGCGCGCUGGAGCCUCCAGCCCCCAGCAACAGGGACCAUAGGAAGGCUCAGCCUGCGGGGGAGGGCCGAACCCACAUGACAAAGAGUGACUCCCUGCCCUCCUUCCGGGUCUCCACCCUGGCUCUGGAGUCACACCACCCCGACCCAAACACCGUGGGCGGAGCCAGCCACCGGGACAGGGCGCUCUCGGUGACUGCCACCGUAGGGGAAACCAAAGGGAAGGACCCUGCCCCAGCCCAGCCUCCCCCAACUAGGAAACAGAACGUGGGCAGAGACGUGACCAAGCCAUCCCCAGCCCCAAACACUGACCGCCCCAUCUCCCUUUCUAAUGAGAAGGACUUUGUGGUACGGCAGAGGCGGGGGAAAGAGAGUUUGCGUAGCAGCCCUCACAAAAAGGCCUUGUAACGGGGCAGGCCCCGGGGCAGGACUGUGGAGACCCGUCCUGAACGGGCGACUGUCUUGACUACCUUUCAAAACCAGCACUGUGUGGGAAUGUCCGCCAGGCAGAGCUCGGAGCCUCAUUGAGAAAGGGGAGAGAGAAAGACAAAGAGAGGACCUUCUUCCAGAUGCCUUCCCAGUUGUAACCGGUAAAACUGUUACCAGAUAGUGUUUGUACAAAAGCAACAACAACAAAAAAAUUACCUUUACAGUUGAGGGUUGUUGAGGAAAAAGAUUUUCUCUGUAAAUAUAUACACCGUGUGUGGUUUGGGAUGUAAAGUCUAUACCUGGCUGCUGAUUGCGUCGUUUACUACAGCUUUUUUUAAAUAAGAUUUUUGAUUUACCAUUUAUCAUAAUGUAGUAAUGAAGCAAAGUGGUCAAAACUGGGUGUGUGUGACCAGAGAUACACCCAUAUUCGUGUAUAUACACAUCCACCUACAUGUUUUGGUCUGUGGUUUAAGAGACUAUUUCAAGGUUCCAUUUUUAUAAGCUAAAACAUUCUAAGUAAAGAUGGAAGAAAGCCCUAAACACAGUAGUGAGUUUUUAUGUGUAUUUUAACCAGAGUUUCUGAUAAGUACUGUGUCUGGCUACCUAUAUUUCCAGAUCUAAAGCAAGAACUACUCUAAGUACUGCAUUUGGAAUCCUCCUCCAUUAGGAAUGGCCAGGACAAGUGGAGCUAGCCAUUUUCAUUACAUGGCCAUCCCAAUGGACACUGGAUCCCUGGUCCAACUGUCUAAAAGGCCAGUUGUGCCUGUCUGUGGAUGUGGAUGUCUGGCCUUCACCUGAGGUAGAGCGGGGACUAUAAACACACAUCAACUUUCUUUCUAUUUGCUUUCUUUUCCUUCUUUUCAAACUCUUAAACUUAGGCCUUUAUGCUGUGAGUGACUAGUCCAAGAAGCACACAUUUAGUAGUAGUCCUGCACCAGCCCUGCUCUUGAAUAAAAAGGAAUAUUACUGGCUGCACCCAAAUCUUCUAGUACUUAAGUCGAGUAAUAAGCAUCAGGCAUUGGAAGAGGUUUUAAAUUUGCUUUUUUGAGGAAAAGAACUGGGGGUAGAUUUUGGCAUCGUAGCAUAUCGAUUAAGGAAUAAUCAGGACAUCAGAUACAUUUUAAUACAUAGCUGGGGCCUUACGUUGUAGAUGAAGCUUGCUGUUUUUAGCAAGUUCCUGGGUUUCACAUUCAUUUCUGAUGCAUCUAGUAGCUCCAUACAUUUCAUAACCUGAUCUCUUUAUUUGUAUGCAAAAAAUACUGUCUUAAUACAGAGCAGCAUUUUUGUAACAAAGAGACUGGCUGGAGCUAUUUGGUGCUUGAAUGUGACCAUCCUUUUUACUUUUGCUAAGCCUUAUUUAAAUUUUGUAUACCGUGGAAUACGUAGAAUUUGUCAAAUCAUUUUAGUGCUGAAGGUUUUUGAUUUUUGUUUUUGUUUUUGUUGUUGCAGUUUCUUUGGUGGCUUGUUUUGUAUUGUAAGAUGGCACUUGCUGAUAUAAGUACUAAGGCACUAAGAGAAAAUACAGAUAAGUAUUUAUAAGAUGCUUGGGAACCAUAGCAGAAUUUUUUGUUUGGUUUUGCAAGAGAAAAAAAUUGCCAAUAAAUAAUUAAUCUACCACCCAAACUCUCUUGGGGAUGUCUUAGUAUCUUCAGACUAUAAAAUUGUUCAUCUAAGCACAGCAUCAUCUUACGGCCCUAUGGAUUGUAAAUCUUCUAGUGAGGCUGUAAACUCCACUCUGAAAACAAAGGCAUAACUUAACCGACUGCUCAGUUGUCCUUCAUUGUAAAAUGAAUUGGCAUUGGGAAAAAGGAAAAAAACAAACAACGAAAGAAAAAAGAAAAAAGCCUCCUCCUUGCCCCUAAUUUUUUUUCCAUAUGGUUUUAGCCAUUCCCCAUCACUACAUUGUGAAGCUAUAAAAAAUACAUAUAUAUACUUUACAAGAGUUUAAAUGAAUUUCAAAACUGGUCUCAACGUUUAUAAUACGUAUCUGUGUUUGGCAGUUGUCAUAACCCAAUCCUACACUCAGCCAUCGGGACAGGUCUAUCGGGGAGAUAGUUCAUGGUUUACAAGCCUUUGCUUUUUAACUGUUCAAUUUCCUUUAAAGCACAACUAGCUAUUUGUUUACAAAUGAUAUUUUUAUGUAUAUUUUGUAUAGCGUAUCAUCAUUUUGCCAAAUACGUUUUUCAUUAUGAAUGAGUAAAGAGUACUUAAGGUUGCAUUCAUGUAUUACAUGUUUGUUGUUGUAAACCUCUCCAAUCAGCUGGUAGAAAUUCUCCUCAUUGUGUUCUAUUUGGUCGGUCUCUGUAUGAUUGUAGGAUGUGCUCCUUGGUAGUACUCCCAGCUGUAGAUUUACCAGCUUAAAAGUUUGUUAGGAUCUGUGCAAUAAAGUGUUUGCAGUCUUAUUUUCUCUAAGAAAUUCCUUAUGGAUGUCAUAAUUGUUGUAUAUUGAACAAAGUAUUUAUACUUAUGCAGUUGCAUAACAUUGAAAUAAAAAUUUAGCAUGAAA
This is a messenger RNA of Cercocebus atys (sooty mangabey), 13526 nucleotides long. RefSeq names its product microtubule associated serine/threonine kinase family member 4 (gene MAST4). The record is from RefSeq and is a predicted model, not a curated record. Bases 3611 to 10999 code for a protein of 2462 amino acids. Gene Ontology annotation, biological process: intracellular signal transduction; peptidyl-serine phosphorylation. The transcript is spliced from 30 exons. Gene Ontology annotation, molecular function: magnesium ion binding; protein serine/threonine kinase activity; ATP binding. NCBI's taxonomy places the organism in Eukaryota, Metazoa, Chordata, Mammalia, Primates, Cercopithecidae.